AUGUCUCGUCCUGGCACUACCUUAUAUGUCACCGGCUUUGGGCACGGGACUCGAGCUCGCGACCUUGCCUACGAAUUCGAACGGUAUGGCCGACUUGUGCGCUGUGAUAUCCCAGCACCGCGAACUCCGUCGAGCAGACUGUUUGCUUUUGUGGAGUACGAGAGUCGCCGUGAUGCAGAUGAUGCCUAUCAUGAGAUGCACAAUAAGCGGAUUGGCCGCGAUGACUUACUGAAGAUAGAGUGGGCUCGUACUCCUCCUUCUGCCUCCUGGCGUUUCGACUCUGGUCGUGACCGUCGGCGUGACCGUACCCCUCCCCGCCGUGGCCGCUCUCCGUCUCCUCGACGCAGCCGUGGCGACUAUUCUCCACGCAGGGAUGAAAGGUAUGAUCGGGAGUAUGACCGCCACGAUCGUGACUACGACCGUCGCGACCGUGAUUAUGACCGUCGAGAUCGUGAUUAUGACAGACGUGAUCGUGAACGCGAACGUUCUCGUGAUCGCUCUCGUAGCCCUGACGAGAGAGAUCGUGAUGUCAAAGAAGAUCGGGAACGCCGGGAUGAUGAGCGAGAACGCAAUGACGAUGACCGUGAAAACGCACCAAACGGCGAGGAAAGAAAAGAUAUUGAUCCCUGUCAAGUGGCUCCGUUAGACCCCCUGGCUUCUGCUCAUGAUGAACUGGACACCGCUGAGUAGGUUGCUCUCCUGUUUGGCUCGCUGAUACUCGAAAGUCGUAUAUCAGCCCGUCCUGGUAUAAUGACUUGCCAAUGGGAGAUGCGACAUCCUCAUUAUUCGAGGAAAUAUCACCGGUAAUCAGCUUUAACUAUCCUAUGUCCCCCCUAUAUCUGCCCAGUGCUUCUUGCUGUUCCAAGGUUCUGAUGCCUUGGCGUUCUCCCUGUUUUCCCUGUCCGGCUCACCGCUACAUGCUUAUUGGUACCCCUUAUGAUCGUUCCAUUGACCGACCCGUCCCGCCUUGUUUCAUUCGACGAUGUUACCCAUCGCAGGGAAGAAGCAAAGACUCCUAGUUGGGAGAGGGACGGCGCGGCCUAGAUGGUUUGUCAAUUUGUUAUUUAUCGUGGUCAGCAGCUCGAAACUUUCCCGAACGAACGUCGAGCGAGCCU
Molecule: messenger RNA, 1115 nt
Organism: Aspergillus japonicus CBS 114.51
Lineage: Eukaryota; Fungi; Ascomycota; Eurotiomycetes; Eurotiales; Aspergillaceae
Product: RNA-binding protein
Exons: 5
Coding region: 1-690 (229 amino acids)
Biological process (GO): mRNA splicing, via spliceosome
Cellular component (GO): nuclear speck
Molecular function (GO): RNA binding
Source: RefSeq, a predicted model, not a curated record